CGAUGCGGAAGCGCCAAGGGAAAGACUACAUUUCCCAAAAAAGCCUGAAAAGCCCUGCGCUCCCCCGCCGGAAGGAGUCUGUUAACACGAGGUUGUAAGUGCGGGGCUUCAGGGGUGAGCUGCUGGUGAGGCGGUCAGCGCAAUGCCCAAGGCUAAGGGCAAAACUCGGAGGCAGAAGUUCGGCUAUAAUGUCAACCGAAAGCGUCUGAAUCGGAAUGCUCGACGGAAGGCAGCGCCACGGAUCGAGUGCUCGCACAUCCGACAUGCCUGGGACCACGCCAAAUCCGUGCGGCAGAACCUGGCGGAGAUGGGGUUGGCCAUGGAUCCCAACAAGGCGGUUCCCCUCCGUAAGAAAAAGGUGAAGGCCAUGGGCAUGGACAUUGACGUGGAGGAGAGGCCUAAGGAGCUUGUGCGGAAGCCCUAUGUGCUAAAUGAUCUAGAAGCAGAAGCCAGCCUCCCAGAAAAGAAAGGAAACACCCUGUCUCGGGACCUCAUUGACUAUGUCCGCUACAUGGUGGAGAACCAUGGAGAGGACUAUAAGGCCAUGGCUCGGGAUGAGAAGAAUUACUAUCAAGAUACCCCCAAACAAAUUCGGAAUAAGAUCAACGUCUAUAAACGUUUUUACCCAGCAGAGUGGCAAACUUUCAUCGAUUCUUUGCAGAAGAAUAAAAUGGAGGUUGAGUGACUGGUUUAUACCUGUUUCAGGCUGAGGCUUUUCCGGGACCAGUGAAGCUGGAGCCAGAGUUUAAGGCAGAGAGAGAGUGUGUGGCUUUAGAUGAGAUUGGCUAAUCCUGUGGAAUCAGGUUACAUUCCUCCUCCUUGGGAAAGGAACUGUCUCUGAGACUCCAAUUUAUAUUCCUUUAGGAGCUCUCAGAAAUGCCAGAACUUGUUUUCAGAGUGGGUACUUUAUUUGAGUAUGU
Messenger RNA from Urocitellus parryii (Arctic ground squirrel), 920 nucleotides. RefSeq names its product NOP16 nucleolar protein (gene Nop16). Gene Ontology annotation, cellular component: nucleolus. Gene Ontology annotation, biological process: ribosomal large subunit biogenesis. Lineage: Eukaryota; Metazoa; Chordata; Mammalia; Rodentia; Sciuridae. The record is from RefSeq and is a predicted model, not a curated record.